This is a messenger RNA of Sitophilus oryzae (rice weevil), 719 nucleotides long. RefSeq names its product zinc finger-containing ubiquitin peptidase 1-like. The coding region runs from base 181 to 708 and encodes 175 amino acids. The transcript is spliced from 3 exons. Lineage: Eukaryota; Metazoa; Arthropoda; Insecta; Coleoptera; Curculionidae. The record is from RefSeq and is a predicted model, not a curated record.
AAUAGGUCAAUAGAAAUGUCAGAUUUAGUUCUUUUGUUAUAUUUCCUUUUAAAAAAUUUUAAAACCCACAAAUAAACUUAAAUAUUAAGUGUAUAAUCUAACAGAAUGUAUCAAAUUACUUUUGUAUGUUUCAGUGACACGCUCUUUCGAUUCUAUUAAAUUAACCUCAAAUAUCAGAAAAUGGCUAGCAAUAUUCCAGAUUUUAACUAUUGCUGUGAAAUUUGCGGAUUAGAUGGUCUUAGCGAGGACGAACUUCGAGUUCAUACGCAUACCGCCCAUGUAGAAGGUUGUGGUGUUUGCCCUUUUUGCGAACUGACUGCAGUGAGCCCUGCAGAGCUUAUUAUCCACGUAAACCAAGCUCAUUUAGACUUUUUAACGCCCGAAUCUGAACAGAAUAUAAGCUUUAUUGAUGAUACUAGUCCUAGUGAAUUGAAUGGGUUUACUGAAGAACAACACUGGAAUAAUCCAGGAACGUAUUCAAAUAAAGAUAGACCGGAAAGUAAAGUCAGCGUUUCAAACAUAAAUUUGAGCCCAAAAGUAAAUGGCGGUGGAGAGAUAAGUCCUCAAAAUUCUAGCCAUGGUCAGGGAUCUCCAUUGCGUUCUAAUUUAGCUCUAAAGUUGAAAAGUUCUUCGCAAAUUUUACAAUGUCCUAUGUGUAAUUAUACAAGUAAUAAUCCUAAUGAUUUGGAAGAACAUGUAAAUAGGUAAUGUUUUUGUAU